Molecule: messenger RNA, 3848 nt
Organism: Exaiptasia diaphana
Lineage: Eukaryota; Metazoa; Cnidaria; Anthozoa; Actiniaria; Aiptasiidae
Product: vacuolar protein sorting-associated protein 13D
Exons: 25
Coding region: 349-3366 (1005 amino acids)
Biological process (GO): protein targeting to vacuole; mitochondrion organization; protein retention in Golgi apparatus
Cellular component (GO): extrinsic component of membrane
Source: RefSeq, a predicted model, not a curated record
UUGAAAGUUUAGUAAUGCAAAGUUUAUUAGUUAGGUGCAUGUAUGUUGUUUGUGCGAAGUUAAAAAGAACUUCGACCGGUUGAAUAAAUUUGGAACACUAUGUAUCAUUCCGGCUAAUCCACGAUCCAUGGAUGGACAUGUACAUUUUUGGAAUCACACGAGUGUUGAUCAAGAGUGACCUUUGGACGUUGAAGUGGACAUGGUUUCAUUAUCCAAUCCUUUGUCGCUCGUGAUCGCUGGUCUUUAGGUAAAAUAGUACACCCGAAGUAUCGGCGCAAAGUUUCUUUCAAAGUAUUUGCGUUUGUCUGAAACAAAAUGAACCUUGGACUAUAAAAAACUGUAGAAAUUAUGAAUACUCUUCUCUAUAUUGCUCACAGUAGAUAUCGUUUUAUCGUCAUGUUUUUACUUGUUGACAUCUUUCUUUGGUGUCUUGGACUGUGGAAGGAAAUUGUGAUUCGAACCUUGAAUGUCUAUAUUUGGAUUAUUACAAGAUGGUUUUAUCAGUUGCCUCAUUUGUGUAUUACUUUAGAAGAUAUUGGAUUUGUACAAGCAUACAAUGUUGUAGUGAAAUGGAAAAAUAGUGUUUUACUUAAUGCAGAGAAGCUGACUAUGAAGUUAGAGUUCUCAGAGUGGAGAUCAUUGUCCUUCAAACUUCAAGUCACAAACCUCCAUAUGGUGGCCAACUCUUUUGAAGCUAUUUUCAGUUUCACUCUAUUUUGGAGGAUUUUUCCACUGCACUCAACAUCAACUGGUCUUGAGCAUAACACUGAGAUACAAAAUAGGAUAAAUCUUCAAAUAAAAAGGCUUCAGGCAACCAGUGGUAAAAUAAUAUUAAAGUGUAAGAAAAAUGGUCAAACUGCAAAAGGGUCUCCAAAGAUUGUUUUUAAGAUCAAAGCAGCAGAAGCAGUCUUUACAGUAGGCACAGGAAUUUUUAUCAUCAAUGGAAGAGCAAAUAAAGUUAAUUGUAAUUUAAAAGGAAGACGAAGUACCUCAAGCCAUAGAGAUCAUCUAAUUGAGAUGUCAUGCUUAAGGCUUAAGCUUGUAUUCCCUAAAGAUUCUCCAAAUGAGUUGUCAUUCAGAUUCCAAGGUGCAAGAGUUAGAAUCACUCGAAGCAACUUGAAGAGUUCAUUAUGGACUUUAAAUGAGUAUAAGCGCAUCUUGAUGGAUAAUGAGGAUAAAGAAUUCAAUCAUCACCCAGAACCAGAAAAGGCUGCGUCACCUUAUAAUAAUGCCCAGUUAUCAAAGGUGAAAAUCUCUACAGAGGAUCUGGURUUGUCACUAGGUACCUCAGAGUUCCCUGAGAUUGCAGCUAUCAAUGUUUCUUUUGAUGUGACAGCCAACUAUUGGAUUGGAAAGUGUCACUGUAGUGGAACAGUAAGUCUUCAAGGUGUCUCAGUCAUUGAUGUUACGGCGGUUGAUCCUUGUAUCAUAAUUGGUAAUGAUCUCAUUACGGCAUCAUGGCGCUGCUCUUUUAAUACUAGUCAUGUUUAUAAACRAUGCUUGAUAUUUAAUGCCGAGUCCAAUGAAAUCCUCUGCUUGAUUGUACGACCAGACUAUUAUAAAGUUUUUACACAGCUCAAACAGGAGUACUCAUUCCUUACUGAAGAUAAAGGCAAAGCCAACCUGUCUCAACUUGGCGACUCAAUGAAACAAGCAAUGCAAGAAUACUGUCCCAGGGCUCAGAUAUCUUCCACAUUUGAAGGAGUUAAUUUAUGUUUUGAACUUGAUGUGUUUGAGAAGCUUGCAACCGGCACACUAGAAGAUAUUAUGCUUCAGUGCACUCAUGAUACUGAAAACCUUAGCUGUGACUUUACUGUGAAAGUUAUUGAGGUUGAAGACCACAUAAACAAUGUACUUGCACUACACAUAUCACCAACUGAUGGAGUACAACGGACAAGAUCCAUACAUGUUACUGCCAUUCAAGAAGCUACUACUGAAAAACGAAGUGUAUCAUUUCAGCAAAUUUAUGGCGAAUUAGCAGACUUYACCAUAACCAUUGAAGAAGAACUUUUACUGAAGCUCUUAGUGUUCUGCAGAAUUACAACUAAAAAUCAGCUCUGGGGAGAACAAGAUCAGAUCAAAAAAGAAUCAAGUUUAUCAGCCACUGACUCUGGCCAGUCUUCCUCAGCCACUGAUAAUGRUGUUUCAAUCUUCUUUGAGAGACUGGAAAUGAAUGCUUUYAACGUGGUGUGUUGUGUGUCCCCUAAGCAAGAACUGCCAGAAGACCUUAUACAAUUGAAAGAGAAUCUGGGUAUUCCUAAUGGCUUKCCUCCUUGCGUUGAAAAUGCCAGACUAGACUUUGAAAGUUUUCUACGUAGAGGCAUUUAUUACAGAUCUUUUGAUGGACUUGCUAGGGACCUCAAAAGACAUUACUUAAAGGAGGUUGGACGCCAGUCCGCUAAGAUACUAGGCUCGCUACAUCUUCUUGGUAACGUAACUGGACUCAGAGACAACAUUGCAGAGGGACUGGCAGAGCUUCGAGAGAAUGGAGACUACAUGGGAUUCGUCGGCCACGUGAGGAAUGGCCUGAGCGAGUCGUACUACAAGAUUGCCGAUUCGUGGUCUGCAUAUGUAAGAACGCCUACCAAAAUCCCGAAGUCGCUCGAAAACGCGACGCCAAAACCCGUAGAAGAACAAAAACUGGACAGAACACAACCAUUUUUACUGAGCAGUUUGUCAAGCAGUUUAGGUGGAUGGGUUUUUAGCCCUCAAAACAGUGRACCACAWCCUCAGAAUGAAUUAAAUUUGUCUGAACGACCUGUAUCACCCGAGAAUUCACACGUUUGUCACACCCCUCCGUGUGACAGGUCGUUGCGUGACUGUAACGCACAAGAAGAAGAUGCRCAAUCUUCGUUUAGCAUGUCUUGUAUAACUACACGUACAACCUGGGAAGCUACAUCUCAACAAACACAAAAACAGCAGAAGGGUCAAGAAUUCCUUAAAAGGCUAAAACAGAAUAUGUGUGACACAGAAACAGAGGAAGAAUUUAUUUGYUGUUUGAGACUGCGUUAUACUAAUCCAAAAGAUAAACUAAACGCUCUUAUCACAAGUAAAAAAAUUUACUUGAUGACUGUGGGCCUGCCGACCGUUGAUAACAUAGUUCUUGGUGUYUCACUUGAGAAACUCUUUGAGGCGAAGGAGAAAGACGAUGGUGAUGUGAAUUAUCUUGAGUUGGUAAUGCGUAUAGAUGGUAUGCAAAGACUGUCUCUACCCUCACCAAACCCUAAAGAUAACCCUUUAGUUCGCUGUGAUUCUAAGAACUUGGCAAUUAAGGCUGCUAAACGAAUCAACAAAGCAAAGAAGACGUUCUAUCCAACUGAUUAUUGCCCUUGCAGUGUGUUGCUGAACGGUGCGAAUUUUAGCUAACACCACCCAAAUAAAUUGGUAAUGACUGAAUAACGUAAGAAUUAUACAAUUUUAUAAAAAUUAUUUUCUUGCCCGACAAAAGUUGAGAUAUAUAAAUAAUAUAUGGGAAUAGUAAUUARUAUUAAUAUGUAUUUUUGCAGAAUAUUUCAGAAUCAGUGUUAUUUUGACUCAUUCCGACCGCCCUCAUUUAAUAUCGCAAACAAGCGUAUGGAAACAUUAUAUUUUACGUUAUAGUUUCACGCGCAUCUAGGCCCUUAUAACUCGGAAAAUGUCUGUAUUGAAGUGAGGCAGCACUCAAAAUUCAUAUAUUACGAGAUAUUAUUUAGUUAAUUUAAUUUAAGAUGUUGAGACARCGAUUGAACAGCAAUGAAAAAAAUAAUAUGAAUUAUGUAAUCUAUAACUAACUGAAAAAAGCUUUUGUAUUCAUGUACAGUUUGUAAAAAGAAUCAGAAAUACUGAAUUAAACCAAAAUAGUUUUGCUA